Messenger RNA from Rhopilema esculentum, 1096 nucleotides. The record is from RefSeq and is a predicted model, not a curated record. NCBI's taxonomy places the organism in Eukaryota, Metazoa, Cnidaria, Scyphozoa, Rhizostomeae, Rhizostomatidae.
AUGGUGUUCUCCAAGGAAUUAUGGCACACUCAAAAUUAUGUUUCUAUUUUUGACAAUUCCAGCAAAUUUGAACUCUGUAGUUUUGGUAUAGCCUUUUAUAAUGGACUAUGGGCAUAUGAUGGAUGGGGACUCAUUUGCACAAUCACAGAGGAAUUGAAAAACCCAAAAAGGGACCUCCGACUAGCAAUUCUUUUCGGAGUCGGAUUUGUUAUUCUAUGUUACCUUUUGAUUAACUUAGCGUUGUUGGCGGUUUUGACCCACAGAGAAAUUGCAAGUUCAUUAUCAGUGCUUACGCUGUUUGUGAAAAAGAUUCUCGGCAAAAAUCGCAUUCGUUGUGCCCUUUGCUGCUGCUUUUUUCUGUUUCAGUGUACUGAAACAUUUUGUGUUCUCUCCGCCUCUCGCGAAGGACAUUUGCCUGAACCAUUGUCGUACAUUCAUAUGGACAGAAGAACGCCCAUACCAGCUGUCUUAUUUCUAUCUUUACUGUCAAUGAUUUGGAUUCUCGUUCUUGGAGCAGGAACACAAAAUCUUCUUAUUUACUUUUCAUUUGCAAUUUGGUUUACAUACGGCUUAGCGAUAUUCGGUGUCAUUGUUCUACGGGUGCGCCAACCAGAUCUACCGAGACCCAUCAAGGUAUGGAUUAUCAACCCGAUAUUCAUGACAUUAGUUUCUCUGUUACUUUUAGUUUUUCCAUUUUUAAAACGACCAGUUGAGAGCAGUUUAAGCCUGGUUUUUGUUUUAGUAGCAGUUCCGAUAUACUUUCUAGUUGUGCAGGAACGAAACUGCACUCCAGACUGGCUGCGCAGUUGGAAAGACAAACUAUACUUAUGUAUCCUUUUGCGCUGUAACCUCGUGAAGUGUGUUUUUGUUGCACGCAAGACUGCCGUAAAGAAUUCUCAAAUAGAUACUACAAGUGUUUAGUUGUAUAAUCAGCAUUGGUUAUGGAUGAGUUUUUGUACUGGUACGAUGUUUUGACCGGUAGAAAGAAAUAAUGUGAGUAUUACUACGAUGAGCCCCCUUUAAUUUUAAUUUGAUAUUAUGUACCGUAAAUUCUCUUUUCAGCUCCCCUUUUCAUUGAGCCCCCCUCUCUUAUUAG